CUGAAUAUUAUUUACACAAAUUAUCUCAUAUAAAUAAAGUAAUGCAUUAAGCAAGCAAGCGCACUCAAGUCUUUCUUUGGAGGUGACGAAACUGAGCCGAAGGUUAGGUGUUAUUGAUCAAGUGUGUGAUUAAGCAAGGUCUUUUGCUUUCUGCGUAAAAGUCAAUUCUGAAAAUGUCUCUCAAGGCAUUAGACUACGAAUCACUGAACGAAAACGUGAAGAACUGUCAGUAUGCAGUCAGAGGCGAACUCUAUCUCCGUGCUUCCGAGCUUCAGAAAGAAGGCAAAAAGAUCAUUUUCACAAACGUUGGAAACCCUCAUGCGUUAGGACAGAAGCCUCUGACAUUUCCUCGUCAGGUGGUUGCUCUAUGCCAAGCUCCAUUUCUGCUAGACAAUCCAAACGUUGGGAUGAUAUUCCCAGCAGACGCUAUUGCAAGAGCUAAGCAUUAUCUUUCCUUAACCUCUGGUGGUCUUGGUGCUUACAGUGACUCUAGAGGCCUUCUAGGAGUUCGAAAGGAAGUUGCUGAGUUCAUCCAACGGCGUGAUGGAUAUCCAAGCGAUCCGGAACUCAUAUUUCUAACUGAUGGAGCUAGCAAAGGAGUGAUGCAAAUCUUAAACUGUAUCAUACGCAACCAGAAAGACGGAAUUCUGGUUCCAGUGCCACAGUAUCCACUCUACUCAGCUAUAUCUCUGUUAGGAGGCACUCUUGUACCUUACUAUCUUGAAGAGACUGACAACUGGGGACUUGAUGUUAACAACCUUCGCCAAUCUGUUGCUCAGGCUCGCUCUCAAGGAAUAACAGUAAGGGCAAUGGUGAUCAUUAACCCCGGAAACCCAACUGGUCAGUGUCUAAGCGAAGCUAACUUAAGAGAGAUAUUGAAGUUCUGUUGUGACGAGAGAUUGGUUCUACUUGGAGACGAAGUCUAUCAGCAGAACAUAUAUCAAGAUGAAAGACCCUUCAUCAGCUCCAAGAAAGUUUUGAUGGAUAUGGGAGCACCGUUGAGCAAGGAAGUUCAGCUCAUAUCUUUCCACACAGUUUCAAAAGGUUACUGGGGUGAAUGUGGACAACGAGGUGGUUACUUCGAGAUGACAAACAUCCCCCCAAGGACCGUUGAGGAGAUAUACAAGGUUGCAUCUAUAGCUCUUAGUCCCAACGUCUCUGCGCAGAUAUUUAUGGGUUUAAUGGUUAGCCCACCAAAGCCUGGAGACAUUUCAUAUGACCAGUUCGUCCGUGAAAGCAAGGGAAUACUAGAGUCACUGAGAAGAAGAGCAAGGAUCAUGACUGAUGGGUUCAACAGCUGCAAAAACGUUGUCUGUAACUUCACGGAAGGUGCAAUGUAUUCGUUUCCUCAGAUAAAGUUGCCACCGAAAGCAAUCCAAGCAGCAAAACAAGCUGGAAAGGUUCCGGAUGUUUUCUACUGCCUUAAGCUCUUAGAAGCCACGGGAAUCUCCACUGUUCCUGGCUCUGGAUUUGGACAGAGAGAAGGGGUGUUUCAUCUGAGGACAACGAUUCUGCCUGCAGAAGAAGAGAUGCCAGAGAUUAUGGAAAGUUUCAAGAAGUUUAAUGAUGAGUUCAUGUCUCAGUACGGUGAUAACUUUGGUUACUCAAGGAUGUGAAAGAAAAGAGUUUGAGAUCACUUCUUCUUCUUACCGACAUUAUUAUUAUCAAUGCACACUCUUGAAAAGCUAUAGCCACUGGUCCUACUUUGUACAACUUUUCUUAUGGUCAUUGAAUCUUUUGUAUCUAACGAAACAAACAAACAUAAACCAUCUCAUCAGUGUCAGUGAUGUAUUAAAAUGUUCUAUUUAGACAUCUUUAAACAAAAGAGAGUUUUUAUGUUUUU
Messenger RNA from Brassica oleracea var. oleracea, 1843 nucleotides. Its product is annotated as glutamate--glyoxylate aminotransferase 2. NCBI's taxonomy places the organism in Eukaryota, Viridiplantae, Streptophyta, Magnoliopsida, Brassicales, Brassicaceae. Gene Ontology annotation, biological process: photorespiration; biosynthetic process. Gene Ontology annotation, molecular function: L-alanine:glyoxylate transaminase activity; glycine:2-oxoglutarate transaminase activity; pyridoxal phosphate binding. The record is from RefSeq and is a predicted model, not a curated record.